CAACAAUUGAAUCUGAAUGGGUGAUAGUCCGACGAUUCUGUACGGUCUUUUUGCGUUGUUAUGCGAUAAAAGACGUGUCUCGUACUACCCGUUUUUACUAGCAAGUGUUGCAACGGUCCCGCAGCCUUGUUUCUGCUUAGAGGGUAUAGUGGCACUUCAACUCCACCGUAAGUAACUCGGUGCAAAAGAAGGCCUUUCCUUGUCGAACAAAAAAGCAGAAGAAAAAAUGACUCACAUCGUCAAUGGCACCCGGUUUCCCCUGUGGGAGGUUCCGGGGCUGUGGGACCCAAGCGAGGACCAGGUGCCGCGGAAGAAGUUUUUCUCCCCUUUCGACGGGCAGUGCGCGGUCACAUACAAGAUCGACCCAGCUGAGGUGGACGCAGAGUUGCGACGGAUCGAACUGCUGAAGCAGAAGGAAAAGAGCGCCGCUGUGGCUACCUCCGAGAAGAAAAACAAGGAGUUUCUGAAGUUGCAGAGGGUCGAAGCGGAAAAGCAGGCGAAACGCGACGCGAGCUCGUCGCUCCUGGCUUCCGCGGUUGGGGCGGCUAAUACCGGUGGAGCAGAGGGAGGAGAUGGUGAGCACGAUGAAAACAAGAUGGAUCUUUCAGGUGCGACACCAUCUGCUACUGCGGGUUUGCUUUCCGAGAGCGGGAAUAGCAAGCCUAUGAAAACCGCAGGAGCAUCAUCUUCAUCAUCCAAAGCAGGCACAGCGACAAAGAUGAACAAAAUGAAAUCCGCCUCUACUUCCGAAAAAGUCCUCGACAAGAACCCUGCAUCGCCAUCAACGGUAGCCAUGAAAGCCGCGAAAAAGCGGAAGCUAGAGAAUCAAGCGAUUACCGCUGGGAGGAAAAGUGACUCGAAGAUGCCCGCGGCCACAUUGCUGCCGUUCGUACCCGAGCAGCAGGGGCCGAUGAUUGCAGACGCGGGGACAGCAUCAAAGAAGAAGAACUCUUCCUCUACGUCGGCGGCACUGGCAUCGCCGAUGAUCAUGUCAAAUCCGGACGAAAAUGAAAAUGAUCCCGAACAUGUUCUUGAGAACGACGAUCUUGCAAUGCAGAGCCCGGUGCUUAGCAAAGAAAAACCUGGUACUGUGGACAAGCAUCCACUGAAAUUGAAGAUGCGAACGAAGAACACGUCCAUGAUGAACGGUUUCGCCAACGCGGAGCCGCAGUCGCCCAGCGCCGUGAAGAUUAACCCGAACGUGAAUCUGCUGAAGAACAAGGCGCAGUUUGUCAAGCGGCGCGACCCCUGGGCGGAGAAGCGGUUUUGCGUGCCCACGGCGUGCUUCAAGCGGAUGCUGAAAAACUCCAUUCUGAAGGAGACGAAAAACACCAAACUGUACAAGCUGAAUUUGGAGGCCGUUCUGAUGCUGCAGGAGGCGGGAGAGAGGUUUCUAACCGGUGUGAUGGAGGACUGCAACGUGUGCGCGAAACACGGAAAGCGGAAGACGGUCAUGUCCCGGGACCUCAUGCUCACCAUGCGGAUUCGCGGACAGUUUGGUUGGGCCGCCAACAAAGACGUGAAUCGCACCUACGGGAAGGAUCAAGGUACUUAUACACAUACUAAGAUCUUCAGAUCCUACUUUUCGGAGUAGAUAAUUUUCUACGAUUCUGUGCGGAAAAAAGUAGGACUUCAGUAGAGAACACUUUAUUGCGAUAAACAAGACAUUCCGAGACACAUAAAAUCUAUCACUCACAAAACAGCGAACAUGUUCCUGAAGCCCCCGUCCGCGUCGCAACCCCCGAAGGGGAACGUCGCGCAACUACAGGAACAGGAUGUAUUUGGCGCUGUCACGAGUUCCACGUCCGUUGGGCAACAAGGGUUGACCGGUCUUUUCGACUUCAACGUGACCCCCGGCAUGACUGCGGGUGCGACUCCGGGCGCGACCCCUGGCAUGGAGUCCGCUGGCGGUCGCGGUACUAGCACUGGUGCUGUUGUAGUUCUUGAUAGCGAUCAGGAGCGGGCGGUCACGCCGGCGGGAUUGAACAACGUGAAGAGGCAGGACAUGAUCAGCGGCACUGAGGUGAACCUGAUGUUGAAUCACCCUCCAGCUGUGAUAAAGACUUCCUCAUCCAGGACGAAUCACAUGCAGAGUAAUACGAUGCAGUCCAGCCCUUUCCAAGUAGACCAAAGCAGCGCAGUUAUGGCCGCACCGAGACCUGUGCGUGGACCGCGUCAACAUCUACCUGAAUCGUCCGUCGAAAUCUUCAAUUCGACGGAAAACUUCUUGCAAAAUUUGAAAUCCUCCAACUCCGGAACCUCAACUUCGGCCGCUUUAGAUAAAAACAAGACGAACAAGCAUGCGACCUACCAUUCGUCCUCGUCUGCCUCUGCUGCCUCGGCGUCGGGUUCUGCCUCGGCGGGUGCCGCUGCGCUGCACCGAGGACGCCAGCACUCCGGGGGCGGGUCGAGCAACACUAAUAAUGUGGACCUCGAGGGGGAUUUCGUGGGUUCUCUGGGUGCACCAGACGGGGGGAGCAAAAGAGGUAGCGACAUCGGUUUCAAAAACGGAUUGAGCCGAAGUAAACCGCAGCCGUCGUUCCUCGAUACGCUGAACAGGCAGGAAAGCGGGUUCAGUACGAGCGAGACACCGAGAAGUCUGUCGCAGAUCUCGGCUAUUGACGAAAAUGAGAAGUACGAACAAGAUGGAAACCUGGACGACGUGGAGUCGCCGAGUUUCCGGUAGUGGAAAAGACGACAGCUUUCGAAGAAAGCAGAAAGGUGUGUUUUCGGUUUCCGGUUUAGCUUAACGGGGUAAAAAGUUGCAAAUGAAUUGCACGCAUUCGCAUCAGAAGCAUUCGAUAACAUAUUCUAUCAUAAAUUAUGAAUCCCAUGUAUAUUGUCUCUUAUUUUUUCGUAUGGUCCUCAUGAACAUGAUCACCUCAUUUCAUCCUUUUUUUUCAAAAAAAAAAAACAUCCUGCCGAAAUUUUGCCUUCAGUGACAGCUGAGCGUAAGGGUGCUCCACAUUGCAGCGAAGAAGAAAUCAACACAACAGAAACUCGGUCUCAUCACAUGCGAAACAGGCAUCUAAUGAACGCAUGCGAAAAUAAAAUUGACGCGAUGCUGCAUUCUACCAAGUAAUGCUGCAUGCACCACGAGGAC
This is a messenger RNA of Amoebophrya sp. A120, 3103 nucleotides long. NCBI's taxonomy places the organism in Eukaryota, Dinophyceae, Syndiniales, Amoebophryaceae. The record is from the annotation of a GenBank genome assembly.